Messenger RNA from Drepanopeziza brunnea f. sp. 'multigermtubi' MB_m1, 309 nucleotides. The record is from RefSeq and is a predicted model, not a curated record. NCBI's taxonomy places the organism in Eukaryota, Fungi, Ascomycota, Leotiomycetes, Helotiales, Drepanopezizaceae.
AUGCUGGAGGUAGCGCUGGUGGCGAUACUGGAGGCGAUACUGGUGGCAAGGCAAUGCUGGAGGCGAUACUGGCAAUGCUGGAGGCGAUACUGGUGGCAAGGCAAUGCUGGAGGCAGCGCUGGUGGCGAUACUGGUGGCGAUACUGGUGGCAAGGCAAUGCUGGAGGCGAUACUGGUGGCAAGGCAAAGCUGGAGGCAGCGCUGGUGGCGAUACUGGUGGCAAGGCAAUGCUGGAAGCGAUACUGGUAGCGAUACUGGUAGCGAUAUUAGUGGCGAUACUGAUGGCAAGGCAAUAUUAAUAAUAGUAUAA